Molecule: messenger RNA, 656 nt
Organism: Hydra vulgaris (swiftwater hydra)
Lineage: Eukaryota; Metazoa; Cnidaria; Hydrozoa; Anthoathecata; Hydridae
Source: RefSeq, a predicted model, not a curated record
AUAGUUUAAUAAUGGAAAAAAAGACAAAAGUUUUCCUAUUUCGACUUGCGUUUGGAGUGGGGUUUGCAUUCCUUUUUGCUGCUGUUAGCGCGAUAUUUAUAAAUCAAGUAUAUCUUGAACAAAGAAUCGAAAAAGUAGCUGCACAGUCGAAUUUAUUAUCUGGAAAAGAUUUAUCAAAAAAUAGUAAUAAUUUAAAAAUUCAACUUGUUCCGACAGAUGAAGCCCCUCAUGCUGGUACUGAACUUGCUCCUGUUUUGCUCGAAAAGAACAUUGAAAAAAUAAAAAGUUUAAACUUGUUAACCACAAAAGAAAACCAGCCACCUUCAACAAUAAUUACAACAGAAUUAACAACUGUAGAAAAAAAAACCGAAAAUACAGAAAAACCAAAAGUUAAAAAAUGUAAAACAAAAACAUGUGUUGCUCCGAAAUGCAGAUGCCCAAGCGUUGAAAUACCUGAUGAACUUUCUCGAAAUAAUACUCCACAAAUGAUUGUAACUGCUAUGAACGAUCCAAUUAACGCAAAAACUUCUCUCGUCUUUAAUAGUUUAUUUAAAUCAACGAAUGUAAAGAAAUGCCCAACUAAAGCAACUUUUUUUGUUUCUAACACUGAUACAGAAUAUUCAUUUGUUGAAAUGUUAUACAAAAAAGAUUUUUAA